AAGCGUAUUUGUGAUUUCAGGGCAGAGAGCAAAGUAGUGGGGGAGGACACACACACGCUUUGCUUGUACGGCCAUGGCGACAAGACUUCCCUCAUGCGAAUCGUCGCCAUUUCUCCAUCGGUUUCAUCGUUGCAUCGGGAGAAAUUCCCAGAAAAGAGAAUAUUUCCGGAGUUCGCGGCGAGCUUUAACUGUUACUGCAAUGUUUUGGAGGUCCAAGAAAUCUGCGGAAGUACGGCAAUUUGAUGUUUCACUUGGUAGUUUUGCUCUAACAGAAUCCGGAAUUGAGAAAGCUCCGGAGAAACAGCCGAUGAAUAAGUUCAUAUCACUUGUGGUCGUUUCUUCGAUAUUGGAGAUACCAUCAGCUGAAUGGGAUGCGUGUGCCAGGGAUGCAACAGGACCUGAAAAGUAUAAUCCAUUUCUUUGCCAUGGCUUCCUCUCAAGUUUAGAAGAGACUGGCUGUGCUGUGAAGGAAACAGGUUGGACGCCAUGUCACAUUGUUGCAAAGGAUGAAUCUGAGAUUAUUUUGGGUGUUGCACCACUUUAUCUUAAAAGCCAUUCCUAUGGUGAAUUUGUUUUCGAUCAUGCCUGGGCUGAUGCAUACUACAGUUUUGGAGCAAGAUAUUACCCUAAGUUCCAGAGUUGUGUGCCGUUCACUCCAGUUACUGGUCCCAGGAUUCUAGUCCGUAAUAACCCUUUCAAAGAUCAGGUCUUUGAUGCCAUAGUCUCUGCUAUGAAAGAUCUUACUGAUAAGUCACAGAUUUCAUCUCUGCACAUUACCUUUCCAUCUGAAACCGAAUGGGCUAGAUGUGCACAAAAAGGCUUCUUGCAGAGGAUUGGAAUGCAGUACCACUGGACAAACCGUGAUUACAAAAGCUUUGAUGAGUUCUUGAUGGAUAUGAAGCAAAGCAAAAGGAAAAAUAUCCGUCAGGAACGCAAAAAGAUUGUUACGCAGAACUUGAAAAUGAGACGACUCCGAGGGCAUGAAAUAAAGGCUAGGCACUGGGACUCCUUCUAUGGCUUCUACAGGAACACAACUGAUAACAAGUGGGGUAGCCCAUAUUUGACAAGGGAGUUCUUCCACAGCUUGGGAUCGAAGUUGGGAGAUGAGGUGUUACUUGUCCUUGCUGAAGAAGGUGAUGAACCUGUUGCAGGAGCAUUAAACCUAAUUGGAGGAGAUACCAUCUUUGGGCGACUUUGGGGAUGUCGCCCGGAAUCCUACUACCCUAGUCUCCAUUUUGAAGCAUGCUAUUACCAGGCAAUAGAAGCAGCUAUAGAACUUAAUCUGAAAACAGUAGAAGCUGGAGCUCAGGGUGAGCAUAAGGUUCAGCGAGGCUAUCUACCUGUGAAGACUUUUAGUUGUCAUUACCUGGCUGACGUAAGUUUCAGGCAAGCAAUUGAGGAGUUUCUAGCACGAGAGUCAAACCAGGUUAAUCUGGUCAUGAAACUGUUACGUGAAUCCGGACCCUUCAAAGAGCAAGCAGACUCUUAGAUUAGUCCGGACACCCUCCGUACCAACAUCGAGUUUAUGUGCUACAAACAUGAGCGGAAAAGUUGCAGAUAGCAAACCGGUUUGGUUUAGCAAAAGCUGUUUAGUUUUAAUUGGAUAUUAUAAAAAAAAUUAAAUUUUUAAUAUUUGGGUUUUCUAAAA
Molecule: messenger RNA, 1648 nt
Organism: Tarenaya hassleriana
Lineage: Eukaryota; Viridiplantae; Streptophyta; Magnoliopsida; Brassicales; Cleomaceae
Exons: 13
Coding region: 74-1489 (471 amino acids)
Source: RefSeq, a predicted model, not a curated record